AGAGCAAGCAGUUUAAGGCACCAGUAGGCCCGCAGACGGUGCGAGGAGGUGAAUUCGAUCACACACCGCUGCAGCGAACGCGCAUCGACGCAAUUUCAAUCAGUGCUUGCCGCUACGGCCAGUUUGCAUCGGAGAGCAUCUGUGGCAGCAAGGCAGAUCGGCGUGCGAUAUCGACGCCGUGGACGCGUUGACGUCGCAUUGAUCACUGCGGCAGCAUGUUGGCAAUGCGUAUCGCGUCGCGAGUUGCGAGGACCGCCAUACGCGCGCGGACGCCGCCGGCGCUGCGCAGCCGCACCAUCACAACUACCGCAGCGGUCUGCACCGAGCUCGGCGCGCCGCUCACGGUCCGCGACGACUGGACCCUCGCGGCGCCGGGCCCGGGCGAGGUGCUCGUGGAGACGCGGGCGGCGGGCCUGAAUUUUGCGGAAGUGCUCCAGACGAAGGGCCUGUACCAGGAACGCCUGGAGCCGCCCUUUGUGCCGGGAAACGAGUGCAGCGGUACUGUCGAGGCGGUGGGUGCCGGCGUCGCCCACGUCAAGGCGGGCGACGCGGUCAUAGCGUUACCGCGCGGCGGCGCCUGGGCGCGCCACUGUGUUGUUAGUGGCGCUGCCGUCGCGCCACUGCCGAAGCCCCCAUCGAGCGACGCCGAGUGGCGGCAAGCCGCUUCAUUGGCAGUCGCCUACGGCACGGCGGACAUGGCGUUACGACGACGGGCGCGUAUGAGCGAAGGCGAGACCGUAUUGAUAACGGCGGCGGCGGGCGGCGUGGGACUAGCUGCGGUGGAACUCGCGGCGCAGGCGGGCUGCAACGUCAUCGCGGCGACGGGCUCGCCCGAAAAGGCGGAAAUUGCGCUGGCCGCGGGCGCGGCCGCGGCGGUGUCCUACGGCGACGACCCGCGCGCCUUCCGCGAGCACGUCAAGGAGCUGGCGCCGGGCGGCGUCGACGUCGCCGUGGAUAUGGUUUGGCUGCGGUGCGGAAUAUGACAGUCGCGUAGUGGAGUGAUCUCAUUGAUCCCUACACAGGUGGGCGGGCCGCAUCUGGAAGCGAUCGUCCGGUCGAUGGCCUUCGACGGGCGAUGCGUGGUCGUGGGCUGUGUAGAAAUCAAGCAGUGAGUUAGGUAAUGGAGACCUUCGUGACCUCCACGCCAUCUAGAAGACGUAGUUACGGGGACAAUAUCGCGUCGAUGGCGUGAGACGCCCGAAAUUUGAUUUCCACACAGGUCGUGGGCUUCGCGUCGGGGGACAUCCCGAAGGUCCCGGCAAAUUUGUUGCUCGUGAAGAAUUGUUCGCUGGUGGGUUUGUACUGGGGCGCGCACGCCAAGGCCCGGCCGGACGCGUUCCGCGAGUCGCUCGGGCGCGUUUCGAAGAUGUGGGCCGACGGACUUAUAAAUCCUCGAGUCGGCCUCGCGCUGCCGCUGCGCGAGGCCAACGCCGCCGUCGCAGCUCUAGCGGGCCGCAAGUCGACGGGAAAAGUCGUACUCACAAUGGACGAUUAAGUAGUAUACCC
Molecule: messenger RNA, 1506 nt
Organism: Pelagomonas calceolata
Lineage: Eukaryota; Pelagophyceae; Pelagomonadales; Pelagomonadaceae
Source: the annotation of a GenBank genome assembly